AUGAACAAUGUAAUUACUUUCAUUGGAAAUUCAUCAAAUAAAUAUUUCCAAAUUAAUCAACUUCAUUUUAUUAGGAUCAUCAAUAAAAAUAUACAUUCUAAGAAUAAUCUUUUUUUCUCUAAUUCAUCUUAUCAUUUUUUAAAUAAUAAAUAUUUAAUAUAUAACACAUUUCAACAUAAAAAUAAACUAUCCUCCAUAUAUUCCAAAUUUUACUCUUCCAUUAAAAACAUGUGUAACGAUAAAAACGAAAAAAAAAAUUAUGAACAUGUUAAUGCGAAUGAAAAAAAUGGCUACCUAGCUAGCGAAAAAAACGAACUCACCAAAAAUGAGGUAGAGGAACAUACAUAUGAUUAUGAUUAUGUUGUAAUAGGAGGAGGUCCAGGUGGAAUGGCUUCAGCAAAAGAAGCUGCAGCACAUGGUGCUCGAGUUUUAUUGUUUGAUUAUGUAAAGCCAAGUAGUCAAGGAACAAAAUGGGGUAUAGGUGGAACGUGUGUGAAUGUAGGAUGUGUACCAAAAAAAUUAAUGCACUAUGCAGGUCAUAUGGGGAGUAUAUUUAAAUUAGAUUCGAAAGCAUAUGGAUGGAAAUUUGACAAUUUAAAACAUGAUUGGAAGAAAUUAGUUACAACUGUACAAUCUCAUAUACGUUCAUUAAAUUUUAGUUAUAUGACUGGUUUAAGAUCAUCAAAAGUUAAAUAUAUUAAUGGUUUAGCCAAAUUAAAAGACAAAAAUACAGUAUCUUAUUAUUUAAAAGGGGAUUUAUCAAAAGAAGAAACUGUUACAGGGAAAUAUAUUUUAAUAGCAACAGGAUGUAGACCACAUAUACCAGAUGAUGUUGAAGGUGCUAAAGAAUUAAGUAUUACAUCUGAUGAUAUAUUUUCAUUAAAAAAAGAUCCAGGAAAAACAUUGGUAGUUGGAGCAUCAUAUGUAGCCUUAGAAUGUUCAGGUUUUCUUAAUUCAUUAGGAUAUGACGUAACAGUAGCUGUUCGUUCAAUAGUCUUAAGAGGUUUUGAUCAACAAUGUGCCGUUAAAGUAAAACUUUAUAUGGAAGAACAAGGAGUUAUGUUUAAAAAUGGCAUUUUACCAAAAAAACUAACAAAAAUGGAUGAUAAAAUAUUAGUCGAAUUUAGUGAUAAAACUAGUGAAUUAUAUGAUACUGUUUUAUAUGCUAUUGGAAGAAAAGGAGACAUUGACGGUUUAAAUUUAGAAUCAUUAAAUAUGAAAGUAAAUAAAAGUAAUAAUAAAAUUAUAGCUGAUAAUUUAAGUUGCACUAAUAUUCCUUCCAUAUUUGCUGUAGGAGACGUAGCUGAAAAUGUUCCUGAAUUAGCACCCGUAGCUAUAAAAGCAGGAGAAAUAUUAGCUAGACGAUUAUUUAAAAAUUCAGAUGAAAUAAUGGAUUAUUCAUAUAUUCCUACAUCUAUAUAUACACCUAUUGAAUAUGGUGCCUGUGGAUAUUCAGAAGAAAAAGCAUAUGAAUUAUAUGGUAAAUCAAAUGUAGAAGUAUUUUUACAAGAAUUUAAUAAUUUAGAAAUAUCAGCUGUUCAUCGACAAAAACAUAUAAGAGCACAAAAAGAUGAAUAUGACUUGGAUGUUUCUAGUACAUGCUUAGCUAAACUUGUUUGUCUAAAAAAUGAAGACAAUCGAGUUAUUGGGUUCCAUUAUGUAGGUCCGAAUGCAGGAGAAGUUACACAAGGAAUGGCUUUAGCUUUAAGAUUAAAUGUUAAGAAAAAGGACUUUGAUAACUGCAUAGGUAUUCAUCCAACAGAUGCUGAAUCGUUUAUGAAUUUGUUUGUUACUAUUUCUUCUGGAUUGUCUUAUGCAGCUAAAGGAGGAUGCGGAGGUGGAAAAUGUGGAUAA
Molecule: messenger RNA, 1854 nt
Organism: Plasmodium adleri (nom. inval.)
Lineage: Eukaryota; Apicomplexa; Aconoidasida; Haemosporida; Plasmodiidae
Product: thioredoxin reductase
Exons: 1
Coding region: 1-1854 (617 amino acids)
Biological process (GO): cell redox homeostasis; glutathione metabolic process; cellular response to oxidative stress
Cellular component (GO): mitochondrion; cytosol
Molecular function (GO): thioredoxin-disulfide reductase (NADPH) activity; flavin adenine dinucleotide binding; glutathione-disulfide reductase (NADPH) activity
Source: RefSeq, a predicted model, not a curated record